Molecule: messenger RNA, 4893 nt
Organism: Marchantia polymorpha subsp. ruderalis
Lineage: Eukaryota; Viridiplantae; Streptophyta; Marchantiopsida; Marchantiales; Marchantiaceae
Source: the annotation of a GenBank genome assembly
GUUGUCGUUGCUGCUGCUGCUCGUCGUUGCUGCGCGCUCUUCAGCGAUCUGUGCUCUCUCCGCUGUUUGCCCGUGUUUCAUCAUCGUUGCAACCUCGUGUUCUGAGCGGUCCUUCAGUCAUCAGCAGCGAUGUGGUCGUCUAUGCACAGGGGCGGGAAGCAGUGCCGUCGGAGGUAAUCGCCCGGCCUCCGCAGCGUGUUCUUCGGCAUCCUUCACCGAAUCCUCUUGCCGCUUGGUAGUUCAGAUUAGUGUAGACGUAGGUGUUACCGCGGGUGGUCUGUCGGUUACUAGAUUCGUCAGGAGAAGGAGAGUAGAAGAAGGGAACGAAGACGGGAGGACACAUUUGACGUAGAUUAGAGUAGAGUUCGCGCUGCUUCAGGUCCUCAGGAAAGAGCUUGAUCCAUCCAGGAGCUCUGUUUAGGGAGAGUCAGGUGGUAAUACCAGACAGAUUGUGCGACUCGGAGCUCUCGCACAUUUCAGCAGCACUUGUCUCUUUUUGUCGGGACAACCCUUCACACUCAGAUUCUUCGUCUUCGUUUCUCCUCCUCGGUCGUAAGGGGCGGAGGAGGAACUUCCUUGUGGGAGGAGAUCACUCACAACACGGUGUCCUGUCCAAUUACAUCAAGGAGUCCGUGGAGAGCCGGUCUGGAGUCCCAUCGGUACCGGUCUGUCACAUCGCAGUGAUAGAGGAUGCACCAUCGCAUCGCACUUGUUGAAUCGGGCCCACAGCUUGGUCAAUGAUACUUAUGUUGCCAUAUUCCUAACGAAUUGCCCGUCAGUAAGAGAGGUUUCAAGUUCCUGCCGAAGAACCUGAAGGCCCUGAGGUGAUAUUUGGAAUCGGCAAAAUGUGGUCUUACUUGCAUCGCGGCAAAGUCAGGAGGGGUAGGAGGUAAUUGUUACAUAUCGGCGGGGGUGGUGUGAGAGAGAAGGAGAGGGAGAGAGAGGGAGAGCGUUCGUGUUAGUUUGUAGAUAGAGAGGUAGAGGUAGAGGUAGAGGUAGAGGGAGAGAGAGAGAGAGAGGGAGACAGAGAGGGAGAGGGAGGUAGAGAGGUAGAGGUAGAGAGAGAGAGGGAGAGAGAGAGAGGGAGAGGGAGGGAGAAUUCAAACAAAUCCUGUAGGUUAGUGUAGAGAUUGAGCGUCCUUGAGUGCGCCCCUGAGAAGACGCAGAGAGUUUGCAAUCCCAUUACUGGGAACUACACAAUCUCUUCUUUUUGGAAAGGCUAUUUGGUAAAUUUCAUCAUUUUUUUGGGGACUCGGGGUCACCUUCCUUAACAUUCUUGCCAUUGGGGGUCAUCCGUCUGUCGUGGUAGCUAGUGCUGCCCGCAGGUCGUAUGGCUGAUUUACUCUCCCUCUCUCUCUCCCUCUCUCUCUAACCUCUUCCUCCCCCCCGCCAUCACCCGAGCCCCCCUCUACCCUGGUGACUUGCGACGCGUCCUGGUAUUUCUUCACCGACGAAGAAGCAGUUACACACAGUAUCUGGGUGGAAUACUUGCUUCCUUCUUGUGCUGCUCAGUUUUUCGAAGAGACAGCACAAGCAGAGAUGAUGUUUAUAAAAGGAAGCUGACGUUGGUCUCAUGCAUUCUGAUCAAAGGCGGGCUGCUGCUGGUUCCGUGUCAACGAUACGCUGUUUGUGGCGGGACACCACCGGGAGAUUGCAUCUCGAACUUUGUCGAAGACGAACGGUGAGUGAGUUUUGCGGUAACACACACUCGAGGAAUACAGGUGUGCACAUUGGGUCAAGCAUUUUUGCUAUGAUGAUCGUUACACCAGGAAGUGUGAGCUACCGUCAAGACAAACACGGAUGGAACGUAUGGAGCCGAGCUUAGAUUGGAGUCCAACUGUCGUUAGAGGUUUCGUUUAUUCUUUCCCCAUCAGUUGAAUUGGCCGCAUAUCGAGUGGUCUAUGCGGAAGAGGUCGCAACAAUUGCAUACGGAAUUGAAGCUGGUCCUUAAGGGAUCGUAGCCCUGUGCUAGUGGGAGAGCCGGGACCCCUUUCCCAGUAGCUCAGGCUGUUAUCCACGGGAACUUUUAUCAUCUGUUCAUCAACCAGUAGUGCCAGCUGGGAGCAGAGCUGUGAAGGGACGUUGUCAAGGUUGUGUUGGUCUCAUUGCCUCAGAUUGGCAAGGAGACGCUGUCGGUAUUGUUGUGUUUCGUAACUCAGCUGUAGGCUGAAGUGAGCCGUCUGGAACGGCUCGAAUUUCAUCUCGAGGCAGUUCUAAAAAAGCAGGGACCAUGGACCACAAUGACGAUCUGGAAUACGGAAACCACCUGGACAUGGUGGAUUUCAUGAACGACGGAGAAGGAGACGGGAUGCAUGACUAUGAACUGUCCGAUGAGGACAUCGACGAGCUCGAGAAGAGGAUGUGGAGGGAUCGGUUAAAACUCAAGCGGAUGAAGGAGAACCAGAAAGCCAAGGAUCUCCGAGAGCGACCGAGACACAAACAGUCUCAAGAGCAGGCUCGUCGGAAGAAGAUGUCCCGCGCUCAGGAUGGCAUUCUCAAGUACAUGUUGAAAAUGAUGGAAGUGUGCAAGGCACAGGGUUUUGUCUACGGAAUCAUACCGGAGAAAGGGAAGCCAGUGAGCGGUGCUUCGGACAACAUCCGAGCAUGGUGGAAGGAGAAGGUGAGAUUUGACAGGAAUGGUCCUCUGGCAAUUGCGAAGUAUCAGGCAGAGCACGGGCUUCCUCCAAAGCCCGAGGGUAAUAUCACUCCAGCUCCUACACCACAUACUUUGCAGGAGCUUCAGGACACGACUCUCGGGUCUUUACUCUCUGCACUUAUGCAGCACUGUGACCCCCCUCAGCGGCGUUAUCCGCUUGAAAAAGGAAUACCACCGCCAUGGUGGCCAUCCGGUGAUGAGGAAUGGUGGCCUCAAGUUGGCUUGCCCAAGGGACAGGGGGCUCCUCCUUAUAAGAAACCUCACGAUCUGAAGAAGGCCUGGAAGGUGGGUGUACUCACUGCCGUAAUCAAGCACAUGUCUCCCGACAUCGGCAAAAUCAGGAAGCUGGUAAGGCAGUCCAAAUGUCUUCAGGACAAAAUGACCGCCAAAGAAAGCGCAACCUGGUUGUCCGUCUUGAACCAAGAGGAGACUCUCGCUCGGCAACAGAAGGGAGUGGUGAGCAGCACCAAUACUCCUGGAAGUGCUGGCCUGGCGAUGAGUAGUGCAAGUGAGUAUGAUGUCGAAGGGUUCGGUGAUUCUCUUUCACCCAGCGACGACCAGGAUGAGCACUCUGAAGAUUACGACCCUUUUUGCGGUAAUAAGCCGUCCAACUAUCCCAACUCCAGUGCCCGGGACAAGGAGAUUUCUGAUGUAGGUCUUGAAAAAUCUUCUGGACGUGGACUGGAUGGAGACAUGGGUGAUGACUGGCGCAAGAAGAGGACCUUCAGGGAGGUCAUAGUACCUGAGCAUGUGGGUUACACUUGUGCUUACGAGAGGUGCCACCACCACGAAUGGCGAGGCGCCUUCACAACCAAGGAGACCCGAAACAUGCACCAGAUGAGCUGCCCGUUUCGGCCUGAAAAUUCCGGAUUUUUUACACAUCCUGGAGUUGGGCACUUUCCGCAGGUUGUCGGAGGGACGGGUCUUGAGCUUGUCGCUGUUGCCCAGGGUCCUUCAGCGUUUGUGGCUGUGGGAGGGCUUGGAACUCAAAACAUAUCUGGGGGGCAGGUUAUGAAUCCGGGACAGCCUCUGCAGGACUUAUUUGCCGGUUUGAAUGGAUUUGAGAUGUCACAGGACAAUCAUAUGGACAUCAGUAACAUGGGAGUUUUGGAUGAAGGUGGAAAUGGUACCGUUGGAAUACACAUUGUGGAGAGUGGGAAAGAGAGAGUUGGACUUGGGCCAGAGGAAAAUCUUGUUUUCGGUCAGAACUUUGACACCGGAAACGAGGUGGCUCACAACUACCAGGUGGGUGAAGAGAACAACAAGACCUUGGAGCAUAACUUUGGACAGCAGGCAGACUUUCCCAACGAUUUUGGGUUGGGACCGUCUCUUGCGGACAUUGGGCUUGACAGUACUGGCAUACUGACAGAUGGAUUAGAGAUAGCGAACGAAGUACCGGAUUUCUGGUACUUCGGAGCUUAGAAGCGAGAAGCUGUUGUGGUCCCUCGGCUCUUAGUCUGGGAGGCAGGUUUGGCUUCGAGCCGAAAUGGAAUGGCUGAAGGACUUAGGGUACUCUGUUCCUGUUACCCUGUUCAGGGUAUCAAGCGAAGACCUGAAGACUUCUCAGGUGGUUGUAUGAUUAUGGAGGCACUUCGACCUUUGAGUGUUUUCUGUACACUAGCAACUCAUUAUUGAUUCAUGUAUCCUAAGCAUAUUGGCAUUUUGAGGGGGAGGGAGUGGUCGUAGUUAACGUGUAGGAAAAUUACUUGUUUUCCCACAUGGAUUUCUUACCCUUCCUCCUUGAAAUACUGUGAGCUCUAAACUCAACCUACGCAGAGUUGUGACAAUGUUUUAUAGAUAGUCUCUAUGUCUAUACUCCCGUGUCAAUUCUAUAUUUUACCUCUAUUAUGUCCCUAUCCCAACUUCAGCAGACGGAAGCUGAAAGUAAUAUCUAGUACCGGUACUUAAUGGCGUUUGGUUUUUGCCUUUGCCCGUCCUCAAUCCGCCCUUUUUCUCAGUCCAGACCUCUGGAAUUGAUCUAUGUUUUCCUAGUUGAACAUAAUCUCUCUAUCUCUUCCUUUCUGUGAAUCAACCGUGUUGUGUCAUAGCCUACUUCUACCGUCGCCUUUCUCCUGUCUUCUGAAUCUUCCUCAGCAGCCAAGUAUCAUACUCAACUUAACUCAGCUCAAUGUUGGAUAUCUAACAGGCUUCAACCAAGGUAUUCCAAGAGAGACUUACCUUAUCUCAAAAUAUCGCUGAGUUUAUAAUUCGGAAUAUAAGUGCAGUUUGAGGUGUGC